AGUCUCAGUUUAUUUGGUACACUCGGGAAGAUGGCGGACAAAGAGAAUCUAUCCGUUGUUUUGCAUGGAAUAGACGACCUGAGAAUUGAGCCACGUCCAGUCAUUCCACCAGCUAAAGGAGAGGUUCAACUAUCAAUGCAGACUGUUGGUAUCUGUGGCUCUGAUGUUCACUACUGGAAGGCAGGUAGAAUUGGUGACUUUAUAGUUAAAGCUCCUAUGGUAGUAGGCCAUGAACCUACUGGGAUAGUAUCAGCAGUUGGAGAAGGAGUAACGCACCUGAAAAUAGGUGACCGUGUGGCCAUUGAGCCUGGAGUACCCUGUAGAACAUGCUCCUUUUGUAAGAAAGGACAGUACAAUCUUUGUCCUGACAUGUCAUUUUGUGCAACUCCACCUGUUGAUGGCUGUCUUUGUAGAACAUACAACCAUGCUGCAGACUUUUGCUUCAAGUUACCAGACAAUGUGACCUUUGAAGAGGGCUCUCUACUUGAACCUCUGUCAGUUGCUGUUCAUGCGUGUCGUAGGGCUGGCAUUACUAUGGGUGAUAAAGUGCUAGUACUGGGAGCAGGUCCUAUUGGUCUGGUAAAUCUUCUUACUGCAAAAGCUUGUGGAGCCAGCAAAGUUGUUGUAACUGACAUCAAUGAAAGUCGUCUUGCUAAAGCAAAGGAGCUUGGUGCUGAUUAUAUCAUCAAAGUAGAAAGCAAAGAYGGUAAAGAAGUUGCUAAGAAGGUCAUAGAAGUGAUGGGUCAGGCUGACAAAACCCUUGAAUGUACAGGAGUUGAGUCUAGUGUACACACUGGGAUUUAUGCAAYAAAAUCAGGUGGUGUGUUGGUUAUAAUAGGAAUGGGUAAAGCUGAGCUUAACUUACCUAUUGUAGAAGCCUUAGUACGCGAGGUUGACAUCAGAGGAAUUUUCCGUUAUGCAAACUGUUAYCCUGCUGCCCUKGCAUUGAUUGCUUCUGGCAAAGUUAAUGUGAAACCUCUUGUCACACAUCAUUUUAAACUGGAAGAAUCAGUGCAGGCUUUUGAAACAUCAAGGACUGGUGCUGGUGGAGCMAUCAAAGUCAUGAUACACUGUGACCAGUAGCAAAUCAUAUUCCUUUGGUCAAUAUCAAAAAAAAUGGUCACCAGAAAUAUUCUAUUAUGGUUAAUAUCUAGUGAAGUGCUUUUCACAAACCCUUGAAAUGCACUUGAGGCUGUUAUUCUUAAUCARUUUUUUUUUACAUUUUCAUUACCACACUUUGAUUGAUGKGUUCAUAAAACCACUCUUAACUAGCUYUGGUUGCUAUUGGUGACAUGACUGUCAUAUUAUUAUUAUUUWUUU
Exaiptasia diaphana is the source of this 1320-nucleotide messenger RNA. Its product is annotated as sorbitol dehydrogenase. The record is from RefSeq and is a predicted model, not a curated record. Bases 31 to 1083 code for a protein of 350 amino acids. Lineage: Eukaryota; Metazoa; Cnidaria; Anthozoa; Actiniaria; Aiptasiidae. Gene Ontology annotation, molecular function: L-iditol 2-dehydrogenase (NAD+) activity; zinc ion binding. Gene Ontology annotation, biological process: D-sorbitol catabolic process. The transcript is spliced from 9 exons.